Messenger RNA from Pristis pectinata (smalltooth sawfish), 7437 nucleotides. RefSeq names its product protocadherin 11 (gene pcdh11). The record is from RefSeq and is a predicted model, not a curated record. The coding region runs from base 199 to 3921 and encodes 1240 amino acids. Gene Ontology annotation, cellular component: plasma membrane. NCBI's taxonomy places the organism in Eukaryota, Metazoa, Chordata, Chondrichthyes, Rhinopristiformes, Pristidae. The transcript has 5 exons. Gene Ontology annotation, biological process: homophilic cell-cell adhesion. Gene Ontology annotation, molecular function: calcium ion binding.
UGCAACGCAGGAGCUGAGUUCGUGUAGCUCCAACUCAGGAGAGGGAGCGCUGAAGGAGCAAGCGACCUGCUGCCAACUUCAUCUGGAGCAUGUUUCAGCACUCUGCAAGACACAGCGCCAUACGCACCGCCGACUGCCUCUGAAAGCAGAACGUUUGCAAAGAAAUCAAAGAAGUUGACGGCCUUUGGGGAGGGGGAGAUGCGAUUAUUUUCGGUGCAGGAGCUGGGCAUGGAGUUGUACCUGGUGGCGGCGGUGCUGGUCGCGAUCGCAGCCCCGGGGCUGGGGCAGGAGAAGGACUACACAGUGCGGGAGGAGCUGCCCGAGAACGUGCUGAUCGGCAACUUGGUGCGGGACCUGAAUCUCAGCGACGCCAACCUGCCGCUCAUCUUCAAGCUGGUGUACAAGACGGGAGACACGCCGCUGAUCCGGGUGGAGGACAGCACCGGCGAGCUCUUCACCACCUCGCACCGCAUCGACCGUGAGAAACUCUGCGCCAACAUCUACAGCGAGACCCGCUGCUUCUACGAGGUCGAGGUGGCCGUGCUGCCCAACGAGGUCUUCAAGCUGGUCAAGAUGAGGUUCCUGAUCGAGGACAUCAACGACAACGCUCCCCUCUUCCCUUCCACCGUGAUCAACAUCUCCAUACCCGAGAACACCGUGGUCAAUUCGCGUUACUCCAUCCCCUCCGCCGUAGACCCCGACGUGGGAGUCAACGGGAUUCAGCACUACGAGCUGCUGAAGGGGCAGAAUGUCUUCGGGCUGGACAUCAUCGAGACCCCCGAGGGCGACAAGUGGCCCCAGCUGAUCGUGCAGCAGAACCUGGACAGGGAGCAAAAAGAUACCUACGUGAUGAAGAUCAAAGUGGAAGACGGUGGGGUUCCACCAAGGUCGAGCACUGCCAUCCUCCAGAUCACCGUGACUGAUGUCAAUGACAAUCGCCCUGUCUUUAAGGAGAGUGAGACUGAUGUCCACAUCCCGGAGAACGCCCCCGUGGGCACCUCGGUGAUCCAGCUCCACGCCACCGAUGCUGACCUUGGCCCCAAUGCCAUUGUCCGCUUCUUCUUCAGUAACCAGGUGUCUGCUUUGGCCAGGAGGCUUUUCACCAUCGACAGCGCCAGCGGCCUGAUCACGGUGAGGCAGCCCCUGGACCGGGAAGAGUUCCCGGUUCACAAGCUUACCGUCCUUGCCAGCGAUGGCAGCUCAACCCCAUCCAGAGCAGUGGUCACCAUUAACAUCACAGACGUUAAUGAUAACGUGCCAACCAUUGACACCAGGUACAUUAUUAACCCCAUCAAUGGUACGGUUUUGCUGUCAGAAAAUGCACCGCUCAAUACGAAAGUUGCGCUGAUCACGGUCACAGACCAGGACUCAGAUUUAAAUGGGAAAGUCACCUGCUUCACUGACCACGAUGUCCCAUUUCGUUUGAAGCCUGUAUUUGAUAACCAGUUCUUAUUAGAAACUGCAGCCCUGCUGGACUAUGAGAGCACGAAAGAAUACACUAUUAAGAUAGUGGCAUCUGAUGCAGGCAAACCACCGUUAAAUCAAUCAGCCACUGUGGUGAUUAAACUGAAGGACGAGAAUGAUAACGCUCCUGUUUUUAAUCAGCCCGUAAUUGGGCUGUCAAUCCCUGAAAAUAACACCCCUGGUACACAGUUAACAAAAAUCAGUGCCACUGAUGCGGACAGUGGGAAGAAUGCAGAGAUCACUUACCUCCUGGGUCCCAAUGCCCCAUCCAUCUUCAGUGUGGAUCGGAGAACUGGCAUCCUGUCAGCUAUGAGGAGAUUAGACAGAGAGAAGCAAGACCGUUAUGUCUUUACGGUACUGGCCAGGGACGGGGGCAGGCCCUCUAUUCAGAGCAAUGCUACUGUGAUUGUGACUGUGUUGGAUCAAAAUGACAACAGUCCUUCCUUCACACACAGUGAAUACAAUUUCUAUGUCCCUGAAAACCUGCCCAUGUAUGGAACAGUUGGACUUAUCACAGUCACAGAUGCAGAUGCAGGAGGUAAUGCAGCUGUUAGUCUUUCUAUACUGAAUGAUAAAGGCUACUUUAUAAUUGAUCCCACCAGCGGGGUUAUCAAACCCAAUAUUACAUUUGACAGGGAGCAGCAGAGUUCUUAUACGUUUCAAGUCAAAGCUGUCGACGGAGGUAGGCCUCAACGAACUUCGGUGGCCAGAGUGACCAUAAAUGUUGUUGAUGUAAAUGAUAACAGCCCUGUGUUUGUGUAUCCUCCCUCUAAUUUUUCGUAUGAACUGGUAUCUACUUCUGCUAACCCCGGCUCUGUGGUGGGAAAAGUUUUUGCUAUUGACAAUGAUACAGGGAUGAAUGCUGAACUUCGCUACAGUAUAGUCAGUGGGAAUUCCAGAGGGCUCUUUGCCAUCGAUCCGAUGACUGGCAAUAUUACCCUGCAAGAAAAAGUGACAACAGCAGACCAUGGUUUAUACAGGCUGGUAGUGAAGGUCAUUGAUUUGGGACAACCAGAAUCCUUGCAUGCCAUGGCACUUGUGCAUUUGUUUGUGAAUGAAACCAUCAAUAAUUUCACAUAUGUGCAAGACCUGGUGCGGAAGAGCAUGGAGACCCCUUUGGAUAAGAAUGUUGGGGAAAGUCAGAUGACCCCUCAGACCAAUGAUUACAUUAAGAUUGUUAUUGCCAUCAUAGCUGGGACCAUGACUGUCAUUCUUGUCAUUUUUGUCACUGCUUUGGUACGAUGCCGGCACACACCAAGACAUAAGGCUGUGCAGAAGGGGAAGCAGAGUGGGGAGUGGGUUUCCCCCAAUCAGGAAAACAGGCAGAUUAAGAAAAAGAAACGGAAGAAGAAGAGGUCUCCAAAGAACCUCCUACUGAAUUUUGUUACAAUUGAGGAGUCCAAACCAGAUGACCCUGCCCAUGAGCACAUCAAUGGUACCUUGGAUCUUCCGGUGGAAUUGGAGGAUCAGACUAUGGGGAAGUAUAACUGGGGCACAACACCGACCACUUUCAAACCCGAUAGCCCAGAUCUUGGAAAACACUAUAAGUCAGCCUCUCCCCAACCCUCCUUUCAAAUCAAGCCUGAGACUCCAGUGCCAGUGAAGAAACACCACGUCAUCCAAGAGUUACCGCUGGAUAACACGUUUGUGGUGGGCUGCGACUCCCUCUCCAAGUGUUCUUCGAGCAGUUCUGACCCCUACAGCGUUUCAGAAUGCAGUUGUCAGGGUGGCUUCAAGACUGCAGGGCCAAUCCACACCAGACAGUCACAACGAAGGGUCACAUUCCACCUCCCUGAUGGCUCUCAGGAAAGCUGCAGUGACAGUGGGUUGGGAGACCAUGAACCCAACAGCAGUGCCAGCACUUCACACCCUCUGCCUCUCGGCUUCCCGCAGGAAGAGUACUACGAGCAAACAUCCCCUAACAGCAGGACUGAAGGUGAUGGCAACUCAGACCCCGAGUCCAGGGGUUUGUGUAUCUCUGAAAGUUCAUUUCGUUGUCCUGGUUCCACAGAACAUCGCAACGUUCACCUGAAUGUGGAAUCAAACGUGAACCCUCCCAUAAGGGGUGUCGAGGUGUCUCUUCAGAAAGUGCUGGCUGAAGCCUCAGAGACUUGCACGCAGGAGUGCCUCGUCCUCGGUCACUCUGACAACUGUUGGAUGCCCCCAUCGCUGACCCAGUACCAGCAGCCCAACCCUCCCGUGCCAUCCAUUGGAUUUCAGCAAAGCUGGGCCAGAGGCGGCAGGUCAGAAGGGCGGCACACGCUAGGGAGGGCCAGCAGCAAGGAUGACCUCGACAAAAGCCAAGGCAGUGGCAGGCAACAGCUGUACAACGGCUCGGAGAGGCACUGCAGCACCGAGGACCCUGUGAAGGUCAUUCCCCUGGCAAACUUUACACCGGCUCAACAAGGGUCUGUGUCUGGUGGGAACUCUCCCUACGUCCAUGAGCACCAGCUUUAGAAAACACCUCAAGCAACCUUUGGCAAGCACUGAAGCCAGGAUGUACAUAGCCGCUGCUUUCAGUCCAUGUGGAGCCCACACGCCAAAGUAGGAGAGCUGGCUUUGUGGUACAGAACAUUUGCAAACACCUGUAUGCUUUUAGUAAGGCAGGCCUUCCGCAUAAGUAGACUUUGAAGCUGUGUAUCAACAGCUUCUCUGUACUGUUUCAUUACGAACACUGAGGUAAAAAAUGGUGGAAAUAUUUUCAGGAGUAUAUUUUCAUGGAUUGUUAUAUUGCACCAAAGUUAAUGGCAAGCUAGAAAAAACUAACUUUCUGGAGCUCAUGAUGCCAGACAUAACCUGGACAUCCCAGCAAGAAAACAAACUGAUUGAAAGCAAUGUUUCACUUUCACUGAUCUUCUCAAAGCAGUUUUACUUGCCUAAAUCUAUUAUUGCAAUUCCUUGACAUGUUCUAAUUCAAGGAUCCCGCACCCCUGUGCAGUGAUGAUUUGCAUGAAUCAUCUUUUUUUCAGAAAUACACAAUGACGUACACAUGGCCUGCACUGUGGAACUCUAUAAGCUCUGUCAGUACCACUCUGGUCAGGGAAGAGAAUAUACUCCUUCAGCGGGAGGUCUAGCAGUAUCAUGUUUUUCCAUCGCUCCGGAUGAUGUGUCUGCUCAAAACAGGAGCACAACUUUGCAUUAAAGAGGCACUCUAUUCAGGAACUUAUCUUAGCAAGGAGGUCCAGCAGGUUUGAGGAACAAUCAGCCCUGGCCUUAGAGCCACAGUAUCUGGUGUUCGACCCUCAAACAAUCAAAUCACCUCGAACUGUAAAAUUCUUCACAAAGUAGGUCUUUUUAAUGUGGAAAGGAUUGAAUGCCAUUAUGUGUGCAGCUCACAUAGAAUAUAUGUAGAAUAGUUUGAAGUUAAUGUAUCAGAAAUAUAACAUACGUUUUAUACUUAAAGCUUAUAUACUUAUAGGUAAAUUAGAAGUGAUCUGAUAUUUCUAUAUUGUAUAUUUGAUUUCUGAAUUAGAUUGGAGUACAGAUUGCUCAUCUUAAAAUAUCUUGUGGGAUAUUCUACUUAAAAUCCUAAAGGAGUUAAAAUCUUACCAGCUCCUACAAGAUAAAUUGUUCAACUCUCUAGAGCAUUACUGUGUCUUAUAACUGAAUCUUCCAGGACAGUUGCAGGUGCUCUGCAACAUGUAACUGAUGAGAGAGGUAGGCAAAUUUGACACUGACCUUCAAGUUGAACCUGCAGAUUAUACUGAAGAAUUGAAGCACUACCUUCUCCACUCAGAAAUUCACAUUUUAAUACCAAAUGGCUUGCUACUAUCUUGUGAGGUGAAAGGAGGAGCCUCAUGUUUGUUAUUAUGUCAAAUCAGGUAACAUGCACAAUUUCCAGAUUCUCUGGAUAUAUGACAAUCGAAGAAAGCAUUCAGCAAGGGAAAGGGGAAGAAAAUAAAGACUUUGUGGAGUUUUAUUUGGGAUUACUGUAUGUAGAGUUUAUCUAACUAGUCACGCAAAGCUGUAAAAAUAAACUACAUUAAAUCUGCUGUAUGAUGACUGCUUGUAAUACAAUGGAAGUUGCUAUGUAUAUUAGAUGUGGGGAUUUUUUGCACCAUAAAAUGGCGAUUAUGCAAAAAGCUUAUUGUGCUGUUUAUGUGCCCAACAGGUAUAAGUAGCAUUGUAAUUUGUCAAAUGUUGUCUCACGGUAAGCUGUUCAAAUCACAGGCAGUUACAGUGUGCAAAAGAACGCCACCUAAUUAAAUGGUUACUUUAAUCACUGAAUGAUGGAAAAGCAUUAAAAAAAAGUCUUGUCUAAUAAUUUUAACUAUUUCUUGGUAGUGCUGGUAGUUUUAGGAUAUGAGAAUAUUUGUUAUUAUUUGUGCAAAGCAUUGCAGUUAAAAUUGCAUGUUAUCAAUGAGCAAUGUUAACCCUUCCAGAACUGACUUUGCCGAUGAAUUACCUGUAGGUUGAUGACUUGCUUGAAAAAAAUAUUUAGGAAGGGGGGAAAAAAUCAAUAGGAAUUGAUGUUGUUCACUGUGGUUUGUGUUGAUCUGUGGAUAUUUUACAGAAUCCCACAUCUGGAUUGGUAAAUGUUGGUACAAUAUAGCACCAGGUUAGACAGUGAACUCUAACCACAUGAGGGAAUUUGUUGGCCUGAAGUAAUUGUUAUUCAAUAAACACACCCUAACUUUUGCCACGCUAUGCUUUAUUUUAACUUCAUCUCCCCCUGCGGCAACAAGAUUGAAUGAUUUUGCACGUGCUCUCUGCAGAAGUGAGCGGUGAGGGGGAGAGACAGGAAAUGGGUAAAGUGCAAACAUUGGCUAAAGCCAUGCACCAGAAUCAUAGUUGUUCAUCAUUGACACACUGUGUUCCCUUCUGUACUGUCACUUUUAAAUCUGUAAGUAGGGCUCACUCCCAGACAAUGGAAAGUUCUCAGAGGCCCACUCCAGAGUGAAAAGGCCAGAUACCCUGCACAAUAACUGCUAGUGCAGCUUCAGGGAGAGAUUGAUUAAUGUACAGGGAAGGAACCAAGGAACAGGAGGAGGCCAUUCAAACCUCUAAACUUGUUCCGAUGAAAUCAGUUCAUAGUUGAUAUGUAUCUCAGCUCUAACUGCCUGCCUUGGUUCUGUAAUCGUGAAUUAGAGAAUGACUCUUCUCCAAUACAAAUACAUCAAUUGCAGUUUCAACAUUUUCUAUUGGCCCAAACUCAGCUGCUAUUUAGUGGAAAAAUUCAAGAUUUCCAUCUGCUUUUGUGUUAAGCACACCAGACAUCAGCGCUGAACAGCUUAGCCAUAAUUUUACAUUUGCCUUCUCUUGUUCUAUGCUGAUCCACUGAAGGAGAUAUGUUUCUAGUCUAUGCAACCUUUGCUCUUAAUUUGCCCUGGUAUCACUCUGCUGAGUCUCACCCAUAGUCCUUCAAAGCCUGCUGAUUCUUGCUGCCCAAGCUUAGUGUAGUGCUCUGAAUGGCCACUAACCAGAACUUUACGUAACGGUAUCAUAACUUCCAUCUUUUUUAUAUUCCAACCCCCACAAAGUUGAAGGCUGAUGUGUCAUUAGUUAGCCUUCUUAAUUAUUAUUUAUACUCUCCAAAAGAAAGGGGAAAUUGCAGUUUCUGGUGUGGCAUCAUGUGACAUUGAGAGGAUAAUAAUUGUCCAGCAUUGAACUGGCUUGAUCAAAGAAGUAUAUACGUAUCUUAUGUAGCAAGAUAUGCAAAAACAAAAGGUAUACUGAAUAAAAAUUGGCAAUGGACUGCAUCACUCUCAGGUAAAAUGGGAGGAAGCAUAGAAACAUGUAGCUAACAUGAGAAAGAUGACAAUUCUUGGAAUCCACAGUAGCCUUGUAUGCCCUAAAGGAAGUAUGCCAAGUGGUGCUAUUUCAGUCCUUUAAGGGUUAAUACUCUAUAAAAUAUUUAUUUUGUACCUGUUUUUCCAAAAGAAAGUAGGGGUUGCAGACACAUUAAUUACUUGUGGACUGACAUUUAAAGAUUGUUUCAAAAAAAAUGUCAUGGCUUUUUAAUGUCACUUUCCA